This is a messenger RNA of Zasmidium cellare ATCC 36951, 996 nucleotides long. RefSeq lists its product as uncharacterized. The transcript has 2 exons. The coding region runs from base 1 to 996 and encodes 331 amino acids. NCBI's taxonomy places the organism in Eukaryota, Fungi, Ascomycota, Dothideomycetes, Mycosphaerellales, Mycosphaerellaceae. Gene Ontology annotation, biological process: proteolysis. The record is from RefSeq and is a predicted model, not a curated record. Gene Ontology annotation, molecular function: peptidase activity.
AUGGCGUACAACAUCCCUGACCAGAACACUCCCAAGCCACCAGGCCAAGUUCGAUCCUACCCAGGACCUACAUCUGAAGGCAAAGUCGAGUUUACAGUGCCUUCGACGGGAGAGAAGGGGACAACUAUCUACAGGAUCUGGGGCAAAUUGUCACCAGACACCACGCCUCUGAUUUGCUUGCAUGGCGGGCCUGGAAUGUUGCAUCAUUAUAUCAAACCUAUCAGCUUGAUUCACCUAGACUAUGGCAUCCCAGUCAUCAUGUACGACCAACUCGGCUGUGGCGACAACACCCACAUGCCUCAUCACAAAGGCGACACUUCCUUCUUCACGUUUGCACUCCACAUCGCCGAGCUAGAGAACCUGAAGCAGCACCUCCAGAUCAAGAACUUCUACCUCCUGGGCCAAAGCUGCGGCGGCAUGGAAGCCAUCGAGUACGCCGUCGACCACCAGCCUCCCGGCCUGCAGAAACUCAUCGUCUCUAACUCCCCGGCCGCAAUGCCUACCUGGUCCAAAGUCUGCAACGGCCUGCGCGCCGCUCUCCCACAAGACGUCCAAGACGCCCUCGACAAGCACGAGAAGGAGGGCACCACCGACUCAAAAGAAUACGAAGAGGCAACCAUGGCCUUCUACCGCCGCCACCUCUGCCGCGUGGACCCCUUCCCACCAGAAGCCGAAGCCAGUCUCGCAGGCGUCGCGGAAGAUAACACCGUCUACGCGACCAUGAACGGACCGAGCGAGUUCACCGUCGUGGGGACGGUCAAGGACUGGGAUUAUACCGACAAGCUGAAGACCAUCACGAACGAGACUGUGCCGGGUGGUGUGCUAUUGAUCAAUGGCCAUUUCGACGAGGCGCAGGAUGAGGUUGUGUGGCCGUUUUUCAAUCAUAUUGCAGCGAGGACGAAGUGGAUCACGUUCCCGUUGAGUUCGCAUACGCCUUUCUUGGAGGAGACGGAGGCAUAUAUUAAGGCUUUGGGUGAGUUCUUGCUGGCGAAGUAG